Setaria italica (foxtail millet) is the source of this 1712-nucleotide messenger RNA. RefSeq names its product cyclin-B1-5. Gene Ontology annotation, biological process: mitotic cell cycle phase transition; regulation of cyclin-dependent protein serine/threonine kinase activity. Gene Ontology annotation, cellular component: centrosome; nucleus; cyclin-dependent protein kinase holoenzyme complex. The coding region runs from base 179 to 1498 and encodes 439 amino acids. Lineage: Eukaryota; Viridiplantae; Streptophyta; Magnoliopsida; Poales; Poaceae. The transcript is spliced from 9 exons. The record is from RefSeq and is a predicted model, not a curated record. Gene Ontology annotation, molecular function: cyclin-dependent protein serine/threonine kinase regulator activity.
CACACCCAAGCCUCCCCUCCCCCAUCUCUCUCUAUCCUUCCUAUCCAAGGACCGAGAAGCCUAGCGGGCUUCCUCUUGCCUCGCGCCGCUCGAGACUCGGGAGGGUCGCCGGGGAAUCGCCGGGGCGCAGCUGCAGACGUUCCGGGCGCGUCGGCGUUCUCGGGGAGGCGUUUCGGCGAUGGCGACGAGGAACCACCGCGCGGCUGCCGCUCAGCAGCCGGCGAACAGAGGUGCCGCAGUCCUGGCGGGGAAGCAGAAGGUCGCCGCCGCCGGCCGCCGCCGGGCCCUCGGUGACAUCGGCAACGUCGUGACCGAUGUCCACGACGGAAAGAUCCAGCUGCCGGAGGGGAUCAAUCGCCCCAUCACCAGGAGCUUUGGCGCCCAGCUCUUAAAGAACGCCGCUUUGGCGAAACAGAAUGCCGUAGCUCCUCCGGCCAAGCCUGUAGCGGCGCGCGCUGUCCCGAAGCCAGCCAGGAAGGCUCCUGCGAAGCCCGUCCCGCGCCCUGAGCAGGCCCCAAAGAACGCCACCAGCUCCAACGAGAACAACAAGCCGUCAGAGGUUGUCGCCGGCAGCAGCAGCUCUGCGCAAAAGAUUUCGAGGAAGAAGGUCGUGUGCACGCUUACAACCGUCCUCACUGCGCGUUCUAAGAUGGCGUGUGGCAUUAAGCAGAAAAAGCUCAUUGAAGAUAUUGACAAGCUGGAUGGCAACAACCAGCUUGCUAUGGUGGACUAUGUGGAGGACAUCUACAAGUUCUACAAGGCCACUGAGCAUGAGAGCCGCCCCAGUGAUUACAUGGGCCAUCAGCCCGAGGUCAACCCCAAAAUGCGCGCCAUCCUCACGGACUGGAUGGCUGAGGUCCACGGUAAAUUUGAGCUCAUGCCUGAAACGCUGUAUCUGACCAUGUACAUCGUGGACCGUUACCUGUCGCUGCAGCCCGUGCUGAAGAGGGAGCUCCAGCUCGUCGGCAUUGCGGCAAUGCUGAUCGCCUGCAAAUAUGAAGAGAUUUGGGCACCAUCGGUCAACGAUUUCAUCAGCAUAUCAGAUGAUGCGUUCAGUCAGCAGCAGAUUCUUGUCAUGGAGAAGGCUAUUCUGAACACACUGGAGUGGAACCUCACUCUUCCCACCACAUACCACUUCCUGGUGCGGUUCGCGAAGGCUGCGGGAAGAGGUGAUAAGCAGCUCGAGCAUAUGAUUCUCUUCUUUGGAGAGCUCGCGCUGAUGGAUUACCACAUGGUGACAAUCCGUCCUUCAGUGAUCGCUGCUUUCGCAGUGUACGCUGCUCGUUGCACGUUGAAAAAGAGUCCUCUCUGGACAGACACCCUGAAGCACCACACUGGACUCCAUGAGCAGCAGCUUAUGGAAGGCGCAAAGAUGCUGGUCAGCUCCCAUGCAGCUGCUCCUGAAGGGAAGCUGAAGACCAUCUACCAGAAGUACGCAUCGGAGCAAUUUGGGUGUGUAGCUCUCCAUCCGCCUGCAGCUGGUCCGGGCCUUGUCUAAGGCCUUUACUGUGUUGGUUCUAUGAGAGUAGACAAUGGAAGGCUGUUCUGACAUCUAGGAUUCGUUUGAGUUGGCUUUGAAUCAAGAAAGUUUGAGAAUGUUAUUCUUUAACUCGUUUCUCAGGAGUAUUAUACACUGCUGGUCACUAUUGCUACUACUUUGAUAUACACUGUUGUAACAACUAUUCAUAAUUACAUGAAUUGAAUUGAUAGUA